Staurois parvus is the source of this 368-nucleotide messenger RNA. Lineage: Eukaryota; Metazoa; Chordata; Amphibia; Anura; Ranidae. The record is from the annotation of a GenBank genome assembly.
ACACUAUACUCAUACUAGUGUGUCACCAGGGGCAGACUGACCAUUUAGAAACUUGGGCACUGCCCGAGGGCCUGGGGUCAGUAGGGGGCCCCAUGAGAUGCCCCUGGUACCUUUUUCAUAGGCGUUUUUGAGUUUGGGCAAGGACACAGGGGCCCCAUGAUCCCCUAUUGCCCGGGGGCCCCAUGAGUUGUCAGUCCGCCCCUGGGCGGACUGACCAUUUGGGAACUCGGGCAUCGCCCGAGGGCCCUGUCUCAGUAGGGGGCCCCAUGAGAUGCCCCUGGCACCUUUUCAUAGGCUUUUUUGGGUGUGGUUUGAUUGUGGGCGAGGACACAGGAGCCCCAUGAUCCCCUAUUGCCCGGGGGCCCCAU